AAAACAAGCAUGAGUUUAGGCUAAGCCUGUGAUUCCCAUGUCAUGUUAUUAUUAUAGUAUUUUAAGAUUUUUGAGAGACAAACACUCAGUAAAAUGAACCAAAAAGCUGUUAUAAAAUUGUGUAAAGAUUUAGGAUGCUGUGACGCAUGUUGUCUUAGGUAUUUAGGACUUAAGAAUCCAACAGCAUAUGAGAAUGUUCAACAGUUUGUUCACAAAAUUUGUGAAGAAAGUGGCAAACACGCACAAGACACAGAGACAAGAGACCUGCCCACACAGCUGAGAGAAUCAACGGCUGAGCAGAACUCAACACAUCAAUGUCCGGAGCCGCCCACAAAGCGAAUCAAAGUUGGUGGUAUCUGUGUCAGCUGCUUGGGAGUGCUUCAGGAAGACAAUUGGCAGCCAUGUUGUGACAUGGUCAAAGAAGUAUUGGACAAGAAGGGGUACGAGUGCGAGACAUUCGCGUGCGCACUGUCCGCGCCCAUCGCCGCGCUCGUGCGCGAGCGGCUCGUGGCGCUGCAGCUGAAGCACGACCUGCUCGAGUACGACGACUCGUCGGUGACUCCUCUCAAAGAGGCGUGGAAGUGGUCAUUCGGGGUCCGGCUGGCUGAGCACGUCGGCAAAACGCUGGACUCGGGCGCCGUGUCUCCGCUGCUGAUCACUCUGCACAUGGAGUAUCCGGACGAACUGCAGGAGCUGGAGGCGCUGAAGGCGCUGGCGCCGGCGCUGUUCGAGGCGAGGCGUGCCGCCGGUCGUCGCUUCGGGGUGGAGUUCACGCGGACACAAGAGAACGUGAACGAGAGAGACAACAAACAUCUAUCUGCGUACUUAAUAAUUUUGGAAAUACCUACGGGCACGGUGGCGCGCACCACCGCCACCACCACCACCACAGCAAACAAGCCAGCCGCAACACAGCCAAGGGGCGAACCAAACGCCCCUGGCACCCUAAUGGCCGCGGCAAAUGAGCCGGGCGCUAAACGCCGUGCAAGGCGUAGACGCAGUAAGAGUUGGCGCGCACCACCACCACCACCACCACCACAGCAAACAAGCCAGCCGCAACACAGCCAGAGGGCGAACCAAACGCCCCUGGCACCCUAA
Messenger RNA from Spodoptera litura, 1095 nucleotides. RefSeq names its product Pseudouridine synthase 10 (gene Pus10). Gene Ontology annotation, molecular function: pseudouridine synthase activity. Gene Ontology annotation, biological process: tRNA pseudouridine synthesis. NCBI's taxonomy places the organism in Eukaryota, Metazoa, Arthropoda, Insecta, Lepidoptera, Noctuidae. The record is from RefSeq and is a predicted model, not a curated record.